This is a messenger RNA of Trichoderma citrinoviride, 777 nucleotides long. RefSeq names its product MED7-domain-containing protein. The transcript has 2 exons. The record is from RefSeq and is a predicted model, not a curated record. Gene Ontology annotation, molecular function: transcription coregulator activity. Gene Ontology annotation, cellular component: core mediator complex; mediator complex. Gene Ontology annotation, biological process: regulation of transcription by RNA polymerase II. Lineage: Eukaryota; Fungi; Ascomycota; Sordariomycetes; Hypocreales; Hypocreaceae. The coding region runs from base 1 to 777 and encodes 258 amino acids.
AUGGAUGACCAGCCAGAGCCGCACUCGCUGGCGUCGACGUUUCCAAACCCGCCAGAGUUUUGGAGAGAAUUUACGCCAGAUAGGAUUGCAGAGCUUAAUGAGCUGCGGCUAUCGCGGGCGUCGCCAGAUCAAGAUGACGGAAACAUUGGGCGAAUCCCGGAUUUGCCAGAGCAUCUGAGGCAUCUGCAGCCGCCGCCAGAACCCGCAGACGGACGAUGGCGAGUCUUUGGCGAUCAGUACAUGCUCGACGACAAGCUCCCGACCCUCGAGGAACAGGGCAUCCAGAACCUACCCGCAACCGCCUCGUCCAGCGCAAAGGACGCCAAGCACUACGACCGCGCCUUUGAGCUCAAGCGCCUCGUCAAGUCGCUGCUGCUCAACUUCCUCGAGCUCAACGGCGUCCUGGCGCGCAACCCGGCCGACGCCGAGGCCAAGAUCCUCGACAUCCGCACCAUCUUCAUCAACAUCCACCACAUCCUCAACGAGUACCGGCCGCACCAGGCGCGCGAGUCCGCCAUCGAGAUGAUGCAGGACCACCUGGACCGCACGCGCACCGAGACGGCUGCCAUCCGCACGCAGGUCGACAAGGCGCGCAAGGUGCUCGAGGGCCUGGGCAGCCUGGACCUGUCGCUGUUCCAGGAGCAGCAGCUGGAUGGCGCGGACCGCAUCCUGGACGCGUCGCCGCUGACCGACAUGACGGCGGCGGACAUGCACCGCGGCGAGAGGCGCGAGCGGGCAGCGGCCGCCUGGUGCAUGGCCGAUGCGUUGCUCAACUAG